This is a messenger RNA of Anopheles darlingi, 5577 nucleotides long. It is a transcript of the gene Smg5, whose product is annotated as nonsense-mediated mRNA decay factor SMG5. Gene Ontology annotation, molecular function: protein binding; telomerase RNA binding; telomeric repeat DNA binding. The coding region runs from base 702 to 4001 and encodes 1099 amino acids. The transcript has 6 exons. Gene Ontology annotation, cellular component: telomerase holoenzyme complex. The record is from RefSeq and is a predicted model, not a curated record. Gene Ontology annotation, biological process: nuclear-transcribed mRNA catabolic process, nonsense-mediated decay. NCBI's taxonomy places the organism in Eukaryota, Metazoa, Arthropoda, Insecta, Diptera, Culicidae.
GAAAAAUCCACGAGGCACGCGCCUGAAGAAAACUUCUGCGAAAUCUUGUGAAAUCAUCAACGUGAAUUUUGUGAGGAGGUAGAAAUUGCCCGUUUCGGCAUCAGAGUGGCUAGUUUGUGAUGAAGAAUUUUUGCAGCAACCAUCAUGCUUUGAAGAUGUAUUCAUCCGCUGUCCUCGCUUUCGGUAGCGAUUGGAAAUUCGAGAAAUUGACGUCAUCCACCGUUGUUCGCCAAAGUUUUGGAGCUCGUCCUUUCCCUGGCAGCAGCACCUCUUGACGGAAGUAGGCUGGAAACGAGACCAUCGAAAAAGGAUCACCGUACGAUUGAGCAGAGUGACCUGCAAGUGUAUUUGGCGCCCUCUGCACUUUCCGCUUCAGGAAGGAGAAGGCGGGGACGAGUAGUAGUUUGUGGCGAGCGUUUUCGUUCGGUACGGUGUUAGUCAAGGCCUUGGCCGAGUGCGUUGUCUACUAAAAACAACAUCGUACGACCGCGACGACCACGACGUCGACGUCGUCGAUUUUAGUGUAAACGGCCGCUUACGAAUACAGUCGUAGGAGUGCAGAAAAUCGACGUAAUCAGCUCUAGACGAGCCUUUUGCUACUUCGAAGGCUUCUGUGACGAGAACUUCCAACAGAUUUUCAAAGCAGUGCAGUCUCAACAAAGUAAACAUUCCGAUAGGGCCCUGUCCGGGUGCACAGAACGAUGGAAUAUUCUAGCAACGACGUGAAACAGUUGUUCAGAUCCGUCUACACGCUAGUGAAGGGGCAGGAUGAACGGAAGGCGGACCUGACGGCCAACGAGAUACUUGAGCCGAGCUUUCAGCUAAGUCAUCGUCUGCUAAUCUCGCAGUGCAUUCAACUGAUAUUCGAAGAUUUCGAGUCGGUUGGUGUGAAAUCGCGCGAAAUUCUUUGGCGCAAGGGCUACUACGAUGUCAUCUCAGUACUCAAGCGCCAAAAAGGCAAUGUCGACGGUGCGGUGUUGCAGCAGGCCGCGGACCAACUCAUCCAAGAAGGAAGCAAUUAUUUCAAGGCCAUCGUUUUGCGGUUUGCAGAGCUAUUUCACCUGGAAACGUUGAAAUAUCUGGUCGAUUUUGCUCUGCUCGACAACUACGAUGACGAUGCAUUGCGCCAGGAGGCGUCAUGCUAUUCGUUGCUGCAGCUACGGAAUGAACCACACGCAACGAGCCCACAGGAGCUCUACACCAAACAGGAGAUAUCGUACGCUCUGGAGACUAUUCACUCAUUGCUGAUUUCGCUGGGUGAUUUGCACCGUUAUCGUUUGGAGUUCGGUCUCGGACAGCGAGCCGAGCUGCGUACCCAAACUCGUAACUUCUAUCUUGAGGCAUUCAAGCUAAACCCCAAAAUUGGAAUGCCACACAAUCAGUUGGGUAUGCUGGUGACCGGACAGAACAACAAUCUCGAUGCGGUGUACCACUACCUUUACUCCCUAUGUUGCGUGAUUCCGUUCGAGUGUAGUGAACCGAAUGUGAAUAACAUCUUCCAGAAAAACAUCCGUCAGCUGGAAAAUGCUGCGGCCUCUGGCGAUGGGGGCCUCGCAGAUGAAGAUCGUACGAUCAAGCAAUUCAUUGCCACCUUUCUCCUCGUGGUGGAUGUUUUCUUCUAUGACAAAAACGUUACGGAUUUCACCGCUCUGUGCCAUUCGGUGUUAAUCGACUUCAAGAAGGCGCUAAGCAUCCGCGAGCUGCUAGGCGAUUUCCUCAUGACGGAUGAUAUGAUCUUCAAGAUCGUCUCAAUAUUGUUCUUUUGCAUGCAUCGCAUCAGGAUGUGUAACUCGGACAAGAUCUACAGUCUGAAUGCGUUCCUCGUGGCACUCUGCUCCGAGCUGCUCGAGUACUGUACGUUAAGCAUUGAGAAAUGCAUCGUGGAAAAGGUACGCGACGAUAACCGUUUUCAAGAGCUGUACCUGGAACGGUAUCAGCAAAAUGAUGAGAAGGUAUUGCGUACCCGAGCCAUGGCCAAGCAUGGGAUGUACUCGAAGGAUCAGAAAUCGUCGUCCGGCGUGGAAGAAGGUACUGGGAGCCAAGACAGUCGAGGUACAAACAGCAAGGAGUGCAUGAACGGCGACAGUAAAAGCAGAGCUCAGCGAGUUGAUUCGGCGAGGAAAACAUCCGCAGCCAAUGGUAUUUCUAUUGGACGAUCGAAACAAAAGCAGACACGUCGUCGUAGGCGAGCCUUUAGCAACGAAAGCGAUACAGAAGAUGAAGAGGUUGAACACCAAGCGGAGGGAGACAGAGAUGAUGAUUAUUCUAAUCGUGAUUUCGAUUCGGAGCACGAUUUCUCCUCUGCUUCGGAAGCAAGCGAAGAAGAUGACAAUGAGGAGGAUGACGAAGAUGAUGAUGAGGAAGAGGAAGAAGAUGGUCAGGAUAUCAUGUCGCUCUCGAGCUACGGUUCAUACGAUUCAACACGCGACGAAGAGCAUCAGGUUGAUCAAGUUCACAAUGGCAAGCAGCAUGGAAAAAAGAAGCAACUGACUGGGCAGCAGCAGAAUGGCGUUGUCGAUGGACACGGCCACGCAAGGGCUGUCCAAGAUGGGGAACAUCUAAAGUUCAAGAAGCGUUACCAAAAGACCAACCCAAACAUCGUAUUAGAAUUUGCAAACACUGACCGAACAAUUCGCUCGUUGAAGAUUCUGUUUGACUGGCUACAUUGCAACAUGGACGUGCUGUUCAACUGCUACCAAUCGAAUCCGGAAUUUGUGGAGAAAAUCAUGAAGCUGUUGAAUUACUUCAACAUCGAUAUCUUUUGUAACCGAAUUUAUUUUUGCCGCGAACUGAUAACGGUUCCCGGUUUGCGUGAAGAUUUGCAAACGAUUUUCGUCGCUCGUCGCACUAUCCCAUUACGUGAGGACAUCGCUAUGAAGCGUUUCCCAUUGUUCGAACCAACCCAGGAAGGGUUACUAUGGGAGACUUCAUACAAGUAUGGAAUUAGCGCGGAAGAUGAAAGUUUGCUGCGUUUGAUGAAGAUGGUUGACUUUGGGUUUGCGGUGCUCAAGACGAAUAAGUUUGACUACUGCUUCGAUUCCAAGACACGUGAGUUCAACCUCCGCUCGGCACGUGGUCGCCAGCCGCGAGUGGCUCAAAAAAAUAAGAAGAAGAAGCAUCAUAGUUCAAAGCGAGAGUGGAAUGGCGGUAAGCAACACUCGAAGCAGCAUUCGAAGCAACAGCAGCAACAUGGUUUCUCGCGCGAUCGUCAACGGCAAGAGAAACGACGCCCUCGGACCGAUGUUAAUGGUGAGCGUCAGCCUCGCAUACUGCAAAACGACGAUGAUGAUCCGGGGGACAUAUUUGUGUUUCCAAGCGAGUGCCGUCGUAAUCGUAUGCGCAACGAAUCACAACAAACGUCUAACCGAACAGGGAACUAUGGUGGUGGGCUGGCUGUUGAGCUGCCAGAGAAACCAGCGAAAAAGAACAUCAGCACAAUGAUGGGCAAACUUUGGCUUGAAGAUCAGGUGAAACAACUCGAAGCGAAGGUUAACCAUAAAGUCGGCGAUGUGUUGCUUACGCCAUAUGUGAUGGUGGAUGCGAAAUGUCUGGCUGAUUACACUUCGAUCGUGAAAAACUUGGUCAAGAUGAAGAAAUUUAUUGUCCUCAUUCCCAAAGCUGUGCUCAGCGAAUUGGAUAAGUUGAAGAAAUGCAACGAGGGCGCCCGCAGUGCGAUCAAGUGGUUGGAGAUUGAGCUCACCAAAGGAAAUCGCUUCUUACGCAUUCAGAAACCCCACGAAACGCUACCGAUGCCACUAGUGAAGAUACCGAAAAAGCUAGAUCGCGAAGGUGCACUAUUUACACAGAUCGUCCAAUUCUGUAAUCACAUUGUCACGACACAGGGCGAUGACGAUGGAUUUGACAUCAUUACCUACCUGUCGGGAGACAGUCUGGCGAACAAGAAGCUCGGCAACGGCAGCAGCUACGUUGGUAUACUGGAGGCCAUACCGGUGAAGUUUGAGCAGAUCGUAACGUUCUAUUCGGCUUAUAAAAGGAAAUGAACAGAUCUCGCAUACAACGCCAUGUGGUCCUUGGUCCUGAGAGCGAACAGUUAGCGAGUUUAAGCAGAGCCAAAACAGCAGAACAACACAGUAACCAAGAAGUAACCGCGCCAACCCAGCAAGAAACCAACGUUCGUUCCCUCGUGUGGUUGAGGUGGACAUCGCUCAGCCCAUUCAAUGGUCGAAAGCGAUGGUGCCAACAUCAUCAUGUCGGCACAGUUCCUUUAACAGUGCUGAGGUUGGGAUCUCCCCAUCUCAAGGGGAUGUAGGUUGUCUUUUGGGUAUCAAAAGGCGUAGGUCAGGUCAAGGUGUGUCCUAAAUCAGUCCUUUGCGUCGCUCGUUUUACACACACACCCACACAAUUUCCCUCUCCCUCUCUUUCUGCAAAUGCAAAUGCAUCUCCAUCGGACGCGUGAUACUCGAUGCUCACUCUACGUAGAGAGAUCAUCGUUGCAAAGAGACAAUGCAGACGUAGAUAGUAGGGAAAACAGAGAGAAACUGAAAGCUUAAGUACGACAGAAGGGCGCUGAUAAACGAAAAUCACUGUAGCAGCAGCAGCAGCAGCAAGAGGGCGGUCACUGAGGAAGUGAUACGUCGAUGAGAAAGCCCCGAAACAUGAUUAACCAGUGCCGAUCAAGAAAUUUGAGGCAAUUAUCAAUUCGGAAGUAACCUCCAAUUUCCCUCUCAUUCGUCUUUUUUUUUCUUCUACUAUCCAAAAUCUAUUGUCUAGGGAACCAUAGAAUACGCACAAUAACACAACCGAUAAAACCAUUCCAGAUCACAUGGAAACGCAUCAAUUAAAAUUGAGUUCAACGUGUUACGAACUUUGCGGUGACUGGUUGCUGUCGGUAGUGUUAAGAGAAUCCCGAAAAGAUUCCAGGUGUGUUUCCUCAGUCCCAAUCUACAAGAACUCAGAUUUCUUCUUUUCCAUCAUUCCCAUUCUAGUUUGUAAUAUGCAAAAUUUACUGUACUACAAAGUUGGUACAAAGAAAGUCAGAAUCGGACACUUAUCUUUUCUUUAUGUUUCUCGAGCAUACGUUCUUUAUGUUCUUGAACAGCAUGCGACGAAAGGUAACGUUAAGACAGAUGUUCUGCUCAUGCUUGCCAAUUGGCAAAUGAAUUAUAAUUUCCUAUCAAUAGAUGCCUUCCUUUUUCACCGUAUACUCCACCGUAUUCCUUUUCUGGGCACUUGGCCUUGGCUUCGCAAACCAUUUGGCCAGCGGUUUAUGAUUGCCUUUUUUCUAUCCAAUUAUUUCCAUUAUUUGCCAUAUCUUUAGUUCGUUGAUGGUUGAAAGACGACUCUAAUGGAAAUAGGUUUGGAUAUACGCUAAUACCUUCGCUAUAGUGGCGUGCUAUACUAAAAACUAGAAUUGUUAACAGUCAAGCCAGCCAGCUAAAGCGCAUGCUUUGGCAUCACAAUUUCCUGACAGUACAGUACAGCCGUUCAUUUCUCAGUUCUUCAAUCAUCCAUUGCAUUCCUUUGAAAACAUAUGUUUUUAGCUUCUCUUCUAUCACAGAUCUUUAUAUUAUCCUACGUUUACCGCUUACAAAUAAAAUUCUAAUUGGUGGAACAAUA